This is a messenger RNA of Suncus etruscus (white-toothed pygmy shrew), 1083 nucleotides long. RefSeq names its product mitogen-activated protein kinase 15 (gene MAPK15). Lineage: Eukaryota; Metazoa; Chordata; Mammalia; Eulipotyphla; Soricidae. Gene Ontology annotation, biological process: protein phosphorylation; intracellular signal transduction. Gene Ontology annotation, molecular function: protein serine/threonine kinase activity; ATP binding. Gene Ontology annotation, cellular component: cytoplasm; nucleus. The record is from RefSeq and is a predicted model, not a curated record.
AUGCCGCGCGUGGGCGAGCGCGAGGGAGCGCCGGGCUCCCCGCUACGGAGCGUCCGGGCAACCGGCCUCCCCCGCGUCUCGGACGUCCAGGCCGCCCACCUGACCUCAGCGCCCAUCCCCGCCCGGGCUGCGUCUUCCCUGGACCCUGCGAGGGACCUGCUGGCUGGGCAGAUGGCAGGGCUCUUGAAGCACUGCCAGAACCAAGCCUACGGCAUCAUGUGGAAGGUUGUAGACUGCAGGUUGGGCCAAGUGGUGGCCAUCAAAUCUUUUGAUGCCUUUAGGGAUGAAAUGGAUGCCGAAAGAACCUUCUGGGAGGUCACGCUGCUGCAGGAAUUCUAGAGCCACCCCAAAUUCUGGUACCACCCCAAUAUCAUCCACCUCCUGGAUGUGAUCCCGGUAGCCAACAACAAGGAUUUGUACCUGGUUUUUGAGUUUAUGGACACUGACCUGCACGUGGCCAUCUGCAAAGGGACACUGCUGAAGGACGACCACAAGCGCUACAUCUUCCAGCUGCAGUGGGUUAUCAAGUUCCACUCACGAAGAGUCAUCCACCAGGACCAGAGACGCCCACUGCCCCUCACUUGUCCCCCCACGUGCCCUUCGGGAGCCCACACCCCUCUCUCCCAGCCAGUCAAUAUCCUGCUGGAUGCCAACUGUAUGGUGAAGCUGUGUGACUUCGACUUGGUGGUCCCUGAGAGCCAGGCGCUGACCAAGUACAUGGCCACCUGCUGAUACCGGGCACCCAAGGGGCUGCUGUCCUCCCACUGGUACACUGGGGUGGAUCCGUGGAGCUUAAGCUGCAUCCUAGGGGAGAGGCUGAGCCUCUUCCUGGGCAUGUCUACACUCUACCAGUGGCAGCUCAUACUGGACACGCCGCAUCAGAGAAGGGUGAGGGAGCACCGGGCAAGAACAAGGGGGUGCUGCCCCCAGGACACGCAAGCCAAUGUGAAGGAGAGCUGUGACCGAAAUGCCCCUCUGCAGGCGCAGACCACUGAGCCAUUCCAGCUGACUGUGGAGUGCGACCCAGGAUUCCCAUGUCCGAGUGCGUGGGGCCAGCACCGUGCUCCCACUCCCGGUGCGUGA